CAGUAAGGGGCGGCCGCACUCCCAGUCCCAGGAUAAUGCAAACCUACGGCGGGCAGAGAAGGAGAAAAACACUGCAAGGGCGUUGUGUGUACCAAUGGGCAGCAACCAAAAUUAACUGAAAUGUUCCGAAAGCCUUAGCGACCUAACAGUAGAUAAUAUCAAUUACGUUUCGACAUAGGAUUUGUAAUCGGAGUGCUCUAGCACGGUGGGUCUCGUCUGCACAAGGUUGUCGUGUUUGUCUGGCUGCACCGCCCGUCCCGCCGCUGUGUGUGCUCCUGAAGUUUUCAGUUCAAUCCAGUGAGAUAAUGGAGCUGUUGGUUCUUUUUGCUGCCUGCAUUGUGAUAGGACUCUCAGGCGGAGAAAAUGUGAAGGUGUUAUAUGGGGAAAGCCAUAGAUUUUUUCUAAAAUCCCGUGCGGAGUACCUGUACUUUGAAUCUAAUGUUAAUUAUCAAUCUAGCAAAGUACCCCUGUGGACACGCAGCAAGCCUUCUGAUACCAUACGGGGUCAGUAUGACGGAUACAGGUACUUCACGAUAGAAAAACUCACCCAAGCGGAUAAUGGAAAAUACACUAUACAAUCAAGAUUUAACACCACUUUGGAAACCAACAGAGUCGAUGUGUCACAUCAUGAAAACCUUUUCUCCAAAAAUGAGGGUGAACAGCUACUAUUUGAAUUUCCUAUGGAGCUAAAGUCGUACACUGUUACCUACACUAACCAUGAUGAUGGAGAGACAACGGUCAUUUCCAACGGAGAAUAUGAAAGCCUACGCCUCUUUGACAAGAGGCUGCAAUUACGUAGUACACAAAAGUACAAUUAUCUCGAAAUCGAUGACCUCAAAGCGUGGGAUUCUGGUGUUUUUAGCAUCCAAGAUGACCAGGCUAAUCUGGCCGUGAGAGUGACCCUCGAGGUGGCAGCACCCGCCUCAACGUGGAUGAACGUCGGCUUUGCGUCUGGCGUCGUUUCCAUAGUGGUGUUUUGCUGCUUCUGUCUGAAGAGGUGCUGCUGUAAGAAAAGCUCCAAGAGCAGUGAAGAGGUCACCGAGCCCGCCGACGACCCUCCCCAACUCCAGGAGUACAGUGUCAUGCCCCCACCACCGAGAUACCACAUGGAACCCAUGCCGCCGUCCGUAAGUGGUGGUCCUGUGUAUUCAUACCGUCCUGUCGACCCGGCGGCAAGCGCGGUGGAGGUUAGUGCGUUUCAAGCGGAUCCACGGACAGCCAACGCCUCCUGUAGCCCUACAAGUCAGACAGUGAUCUCGGUUCCCUCGCCCCCCGUGCCCUUCACUGCCCCUUCGGCCGAGGCGCCAGCUACAGGAAGCCAGGCUGGUACUCAGGAUAGCUCCUUCGGCAGCAACUUCCUGUCCUCCGAGACCGAUCCAUGCUUUGAGAUGAAGGGCAUGAAUCUGGCGCCGCCCCUCUACUCCGAAUGCGUCUCUGCGAACGUCUACACGUCGGACAAACUCAACUUCGGCUUCCUUUAAGGACUCCAUUGGGUCAAAUUCUCAAAGUUCAGGGAUUGCAUGAUUUACAAUAUAUUUAGCUAGUUUUUUUAAAGAGAUAGUGCCGUAUAUACUAACAGAGAAUAACCUAUUAGUGAGGUUAUCAAGCUAAUACGUAAACUUAGCAUUUGACACCUGUUACUGUCUGAAACUCAGUGCGUUUACAUGGGACAGCUAAAUCGGAUUAUGCCUUAUACCGAUUUUGCUACUCGAACGGACCGUGUCAAUUAUCCGAACGUACAUGGCCUUUAGAGAAUCAAAUAAUGGUUGGAGCAUGGCUGAAUCCGUACCCUAGCUGGCCUAACCGCCCUUUCAACGAACGGUUAUAGAGCCACUUCCGGUUGACCUCUACGUCCAAGCAACAACAAACUCAGGCGGCAUUCAAGAAAGAUGUUUUCAGUAGACAGCUGUCAGUUCACUUCAGGUCCAUGUUAUUUCUCCGACGCUGCAUUGUUCAAACCUCUCGGUCGUAUGCGGACUCCUCCCGCUGCUCCGCCGCCGGAGGAGUCCGCAUACGACCGAGAGAUCGGAACAAUGGAUCGUCUGAGAAAUGACAUGGACCCGAAGUGUACUGACAGCUGUCCCGCAUACGGCAACAAUCCCUUUCUCCUCCAUGUAGCGUUUCAACGUGGACUCAAAGCCAAAGUUCCUUUCCGCUAAUUCCUUCUCCGAGAUAACCCCCACUACGAGUCUUUGUUGUGGAAGUAGCAGAGAGUCGGAGAACAAGACGCAGUCUGUAAGAUUCAUAAUAUCAGAGAAUAUCCCCGUCACUUCGGUCGCUGAUGAUGAUACACUUCUUAUAGGGUUGGUAAUGGUAUGACACCGGCUUCCUCCUGUUCUAGAUUACCAUGCGUCACCUUUAUAAAUAAAUCGCCAUUUCUCGUUUUCUGACGACGACGACCAUAAA
Molecule: messenger RNA, 2406 nt
Organism: Gadus macrocephalus (Pacific cod)
Lineage: Eukaryota; Metazoa; Chordata; Actinopteri; Gadiformes; Gadidae
Exons: 6
Coding region: 306-1481 (391 amino acids)
Source: RefSeq, a predicted model, not a curated record